AUGUCGUUACCCGACUUUGACUUCAGCGCGACCACGGAAUACCAGGGGUUCGCGCAGCGGGAUCUCAAUAUCUGUCUGAUCGUCUUUUCGACUAUAUUUGUUUGUGCCAGGCUCUAUGUGAGGGCGUUUAUGACAAAAGGCCUUGGACUAGACGAUGUCAUGACUGUGGUCGCAUAUCUACUGUUAGCUGUGUUCUCGGGACUCGAGAUACGGACCGUUGGCUUGGGAUCUGGUGCACAUAUGGAUCAGAUACCUGGGGCAUUUGUUGUGCCUUUUUUUGCAGCUCUUACUACGCAACACCUAAUGUACUUCUGGUGCGUGGGUCUGAUGAGACUGGCGAUCGUUGCAUUUCUUCUGCGACUUGCCAAAGACAGUGAGACUCCCUUUCGACUUUUCCAGAUUCUUACAUAUGCCACUGGAGGCGUGAUCUUGGUUCAGACUAUUGUCUGCUUCCUAUACCGUCUACUUGAGUGCCAUAAGCUAAGCGACCUGUGGCUACCUCCGGGCAGUGGCGACUGUAUAUCGAAGAAUUCCGAAGCGGUCAUGAUGUGGACGCAUGCGGCGAUCGGCAUAGUAGUGGAUCUCGCGCUCUUUAGUCUCCCGAUCUGGGUGGUGCGCAGCAAGAUGAUGAACGCGGCGAAAGCGGUUCGUGUCGCACUCAUCUUCUGCGUCGGCAUCUUCGCCACCGUCACGGGCGUCGUCCGGCUCACCAUCAUGGCUAGAACUGACUUCAGCGUCGACACCACUUACAAGAUGGCAACUGUGGCGUUCUGGACGGAUCUGGAGGGCCAUGUGGGACUUUGGUGUGCGUGCUUCCCGGCAUUGCAGCCACUCGUAAGACAACUUAGCUACAUGUGCGGCUUCCGGAGCAAAUUGGACAGUUCGAAGAAGUAUCGCGGAAACUACGGCGGCGCUGGACCGUCUGCUUAUGGCAGGUCGGGGAGCCACGGUGCGGCUGGCACUAGUGCGGUGAACUCCAGCUUCCACACGAGGUCGAUGAAUCGGUAUCCACGCGAUAGAAGUGGUGUGGAUGGGACCUCGGAUAAUUUCUCCGACUCCAAUAGCCAGCGAGGAAUUGUAUCAGAAACCCAUGUUGGCGUUGGGAUGGAGAUGGACGAGCUUGAUGAUAUGAAGGAAAACACGAUCAAGAGGAAGACGGAAGUCAGCAUAGAAUUCGAGAAGACUAGAACCUAUUGA
Messenger RNA from Truncatella angustata, 1197 nucleotides. RefSeq lists its product as uncharacterized. The transcript is spliced from 4 exons. NCBI's taxonomy places the organism in Eukaryota, Fungi, Ascomycota, Sordariomycetes, Amphisphaeriales, Sporocadaceae. Bases 1 to 1197 code for a protein of 398 amino acids. The record is from RefSeq and is a predicted model, not a curated record.